UUCAAAUUGCCCAAAUGCUGAAGAAGAUGAGAGUGAACCUAAAGCAAAAACACUAGCUGGGAAUCUUUCUCUCUUCCACGUCCCCUUUUGCCUGAAAUGAAAUGAGGUAUUCAAAAAUAGAAAUGAGAUCAGUAAUCUAUGCUUCACAAAAUGGGGGAAAAGGGGCAACAGGCGACUACAAAGUCGAUCAUGAAACUAUGCUUAGUCGUACGUUCUUCAUCCGAUCAGGUCUUCAAUUCGCCACCACCGCCGAAUCAAUCCUUCGCCAACAAGCUAGUUUCGCCACCACCCCGCCGGAGCUCACAGCCACGCCGGAGAGUCGCCAGAAACCGGGGAGAGGGAGAGAGCUGACGCCGGAAAAGCUGCACUGCCGGAGGGGCUCUGCUUACGUCGGACGCUGGAGCUCGCCGGAUCUUCUUGCCGUUCUUCGCUGUCCUCGACCAAUCCACCGCCGUCCACCGGAGAAGACAGUCAAGAUGAGAGAUUUGUUUGGUGGCCUAGGGAAGCCGAGUGGGCUCUUAGUCAGAAUAUUGCAGUGUGUAUUUUCACUUGCUUCCGCUGGAGUAAUGGUUUUAGCUUCAUACUUCAUAAGGAACACCAGUUUUUGGUGCUUGGCACUUGUGAUGGGGGUUCUAUUUUUAUGGAGUUUAAGUCUAUCUUGCCUGGAUUUUCAUUCCAUAAUGUUCAGAAGGAGAGGGCAUUCUGUUUUCCUUCUAGUCCUGAUUUGUAUUGGUGACUGGGUGAUGACGAUUAUAUCUCUUGGUGUUGCAUGCGCAUCUGCUGGUGUAGUGAAUUUUCUAUACAAGUUUGAUAGUUGCUAUAAGCUGUACAUGCCAUGCAACAUGUAUCGUCUUUCAAUUGCACUAGCAUUUGUCGCUUGCUUCUUUAUAGCGAUUUCUGCUAGUGUUAUGUUUAGGCUUGUAGUCUCGUCUUAUUAGAUAUAAGCUGCUACGGAUCUUUCUAUUGUAAAUAGUACUACUAGGUGGUUAUGUGUUUCUUUUAUGAUGUUUAGGUGGGCAUGUAUUUCUUUUCUGAUGUUAUAAAUAGUACUGUUGAAGUCUUUCA
Molecule: messenger RNA, 1065 nt
Organism: Ipomoea nil (Japanese morning glory)
Lineage: Eukaryota; Viridiplantae; Streptophyta; Magnoliopsida; Solanales; Convolvulaceae
Product: CASP-like protein 5B2
Exons: 6
Coding region: 102-938 (278 amino acids)
Cellular component (GO): membrane
Source: RefSeq, a predicted model, not a curated record